This is a messenger RNA of Penicillium daleae, 249 nucleotides long. RefSeq lists its product as uncharacterized. The transcript has 2 exons. Lineage: Eukaryota; Fungi; Ascomycota; Eurotiomycetes; Eurotiales; Aspergillaceae. The record is from RefSeq and is a predicted model, not a curated record. The coding region runs from base 1 to 249 and encodes 82 amino acids.
AUGCCUCUGUACUAUGCACUAGACUACGAUUGGGCUCUCCUCUGGCUAUCCUCCUUCUCCAUUACUCUAUAUGGACAAGAGCUUGGCCUCGCUCCGCCUGGCAAUGCCACGCGGAAGCUCGGAUCCCUGAUCCUUUACGGUAACCUCGCUGCCACAGAGUCCUCGGCCCGGAAGCGCAAGCGACAACGUACAGGGAUCAACGAGCCUAUUUACCAUUGGAAGAUGGGGGGAAACGAGGCUGCCUUCUAA